Molecule: messenger RNA, 3577 nt
Organism: Physcomitrium patens
Lineage: Eukaryota; Viridiplantae; Streptophyta; Bryopsida; Funariales; Funariaceae
Source: RefSeq, a predicted model, not a curated record
CUUUCCCCUCCCCCCAGCUUUGAAAAUUUCCAGCACCCCCCGAGAACUGAAAGCUUCUUGAGGCUUCUCAUGCGUGGAAGGGCCAAGGGGGAUGUCUUCAUAGCAAGAGCUACUUGAGAGCUGGAUUGCCGUGCACGAUUGGCAUGACGUGAAUGAUUGGCACGAUUUCUGUUCUUUGAACGACCAGUUCUUGGGUUAAUCGUUGCGUUAAUCUGGUCUUUUUCUGCUUUUUUUUCUCUCAUGGGGGAGAAGCUUGAUUAGGUUACUUAAUUCCAAUAAGUGCCCAAGGUUGGUUCCUGGGUCUUCGGACCCCCCUCCCCGCAAUCUGCUCCCAGCUUUUUCCGUAGUUUUCAAAAUUUUGAGUGGCUCAGAACGUUGAGACUGUUCACUAGGGUUUUCCGGCCUUUUCUCUGUCCCGUUUGCGAGCUUUACCCUGGUUGUCUCUUGAAGUGAACGCCAGUCACUUUCCGUCCAGCAAUGAAUCAAUGGUGUAGCGGCUCUGAAUUCGCUCUUCCUGGAAGCUCGAGGUGCGACUGAGAUUGUAUAGUAAUCUUGCAGCUUAGGAUUGGAAGAGAAAAAGAUUAAAAAAAUGAUAUAGAGUGGGAGCGUUUUUCAUUUCGAAUAGCGAAUCUUGCUUGGAGAGUGAAGAAUCGUGGGUUGGUGCAGUAGAUGUCAGCAAGUUGGAGGUGAUGGAAGAUGAAGGGGAAGCUAGCUCAGCGUCGGGAAGGGUUGAAAUGUCGGGAGAAGGGGAUGUUUGUGAGAACUCGAGCAGAGAGGAUUCAAAGCUUGCCGAGGACACCAGUAUUGAGCAACAAGGCGACGCUAGCGUGGAGAAGCUUACAGAGCCUGAAGUUGCUACCUCACACAAUCCAGGGGAAAGCACGGAUGCGAGUGAGAAGAAGAACUUCCCCACGUUCACAUCGGGGAAGCGAAAACCCGAGCUGGAGGAUCUUCAGGAAGCAAAUUCCAUCCGUAAUGACGAGCGAGGGGAUUCAGGAGGAGCUGUACAUAAGAGUGAAUCAACACCGAUUGCUACUACUGGCAACGAAGGCAGCGCCAGUGCGACAAGGGACGCAGAGGAGGAUCCAGUGCAGGAGGUCAUAGAAGCUGGGUCCUUCGUGGGCACUGACGAUCAGUCCGAGCGAUCCCCGGCAGAUGACGUUUCGGAGGCAUCAUCAUCCUUCGUGCACGUCUCCAGAGGAGGGUAUGAGGAGCGGAGCACGCCGCAGCUGGAAGACAAGGAGAGCAGCAGCAGCAGCAGCCUAGAGAAGGAAUGCGAGUCUGUGGUGAUGGAGAUUGCGGAGCGCCUCUCGCAGCUGCGUAGCAUCGGCAAGUCUGCAGAAUCCGCCCGGAAGUAUAACUUGGAGCCUCCAGAUGCAAAUAUGGAAGAAGUGGAUUUAGACAAUGAUAUGUCAAGUGUGUUGGGACCAAAACGACUUGAUUUUGAGGUGAUUGAUUUUGAUCAAUUUGGAGUUCAACCGCCGGAUUUGCCAUUAAGUGAAGACUCCAAGCAUGAAGGAAAAAAGACAAAGUUAAACCAUGGGAUGGUUAGCUUGCAUGGCAAAAAUGUUGGUGUCGUACUUGAGCAAGGAAUGAAGGAACUACAUGACAAUCCUAAAAGGACAAGUUCAAAGGAACCAUUUGGAAAGAAGCAACUUCGAAAAGAUCAAGGUAUUGAACAUGAGAACAAACGAGAUUUGGAGUCUCGACUAAGUAUUGGUAAAAAUUUGGAGUCUAGAUUGAGCAUUGGAAGCUCCAAGCCUCGACCAUUAGAAAGUACUAUGAAGUUGAAGAAAGUGAAUGAAUCUACAAUUGGAAGUCCUAUAAGAAAAUCAAGCAAUAAAAUACUUGUAACUCAAAAAUCUUCUCCAAUUGAAGAAACUCCAAGACGUCAUAUACAUGUAGAUCUUAAUCAACUCAUUCAAAAACAAGCAAGACAACUUGAUGCAAUUUGCAACCGAGUAGAUUUAUCUACUGCACAAUUAAAGGAGCAAUCCAAAAGACAUGAAGAAUUCAAACUUAAACUUGAUGUUGAAUGUGGAGAGCGAUUACAAAAUGAAGUAAAGAUGAUGGAGUUGCAUGAAAUAUUGCCCACCAUGGAGGAUAAAUUGAAGAGUUUGUAUGAUCAAGUAUCAUUAUUGAAGGUACAAUUUGAGGAGCAAAUUGACUUAAAGAACAAGCUUGAAGAACAAUUGAAAGAAGAUCACAAGGAAAAGAUUCAUCUUUUUGUACAAAUGGAGAAGGAGAUUGAUGUGAGGAAUAAACUUGUAGAAGAUUUGCAAAAUGAAAACAAAGAAAGGGCAUUGCAUAGUGCACAAUUGGAGCAACAAAUAAGGUUGCAUGAAGCAUUAGAACACAAGCUUGAGGAGGAAAGAAUAGAGCGAUGGAAAAGUGAUGCAAGAUUGAUGGUGCUUUUUGAGAUGCUACCUAAUAUGGAGAAAAAAAUGGGUGAGUUUUCUAACCAAAUAGAGUUGUUGAUUGUGCAACUUCAUGGACAAAUCAAGUUUGUAAAAGAACUUGAGGAGAAAUUAGACCAAGAAUGUAGAAACGGGGGACAACUUAUGACAAAGUUAGAAGAGCAAAAAGUUACCUAUGAAAGGUUGGUGCACAAACAAGAGGAAGAGAUGAAGUUUAGGAAAGAACUUGAAGAGAAGGUGGACCAAAAAUGCAUGGAGAAGAUGCAAUAUGUGGUGGAAAUAGAAGAACAGAAGAAAUUGCAUGAAGAAUUAAGACAUCAAUUGAAGAAAGAGAUUGAAUUGAGAAAAGAGCUUGAGGAGAAGUUAAAUGAAGAAUUUAAAUUGCAUACAAUAAAUAUGAAGAACCAAAAUACAAUAUAUAAAGAAUUGGCACAAAAAUUAGAAGAAGAGCAACAAGAGCGGCUGAAGUGUGAAAUCAACAUGAAAGGAUAUUAUGAAAGAUUGUCCAACAAGGAUGAACAAUUAAAGGAGAUCCAAGACCAUGUCAAGUCAUUGGGUGCUCAACUUCAAGAGCAAAUAGAGUUGAGAAGGGAACUUUUAGAGAGGUUGGAUCAAGAUUGGGAGAAUAGAAGGGAAAGUGAUGCAAUGGUAUCCAAGCAUUCAAUGGCAUGGUUAGAAGAGAGAUUGGAGUUUGCAAAGUUUCUGGAAGAACAAAAAGUGUUGUUGGCAAAUCAAAUGAAAGAAGCAGGGAAGCAGAAGAAUGUGCCCAAGAAGAAAGUUAGAUUUCUUCAUCAUGUAAACAAUUUGGAGGUGCCAUCAAAUAUCACAAAAUCCGCAGACGUUGCAGUCAAUGCUAAAGAUCAAGCCAUAAAGCAAGUAUUGUGGACACUGUUUCAAGCCUUGGGUCUAGGUAUUGGACUGCUGUACUUCAUUGUUUCAUACAAUGAUCACAUGUUGAUUCCUUUACAACCAACUUAGCUAAAUUUCCACUUGGUUUCAUUUCAUUCAUUUUGUCCCUGUACGUUAAUUUUGUACCAUAUACUAUACCUUCUAUCAAACUUGUAAGUGUAUCCUUUGUAACCAGCAUAGUAUAAGUUGAAAAUGACUUGUGGGUUGUGUAUUUUAUGCAAUAUAAGAUCCUUCAAUCUUGUACUUCAAUA